AAGAGGAAGAGCAAGCUACAUUUCAUUGUGAAGUCAUUUUCUUCCCUGGCAAGGGAAUUUCUUUUAUGCUUGGGAAUCUCUACUUGUUAACUUAAUGAGAUCUUGCCAAGGGAUAAAUCUCUUAUUUGUUUGUUUGUUUGUUUUCUAGGAAUUGAACCCAGGACCUUACACUUUUGCUAGGCAAGCACUUAACUGCCAACUUCUAGCCCCACUGGUUGGUUGGUUGGUUGGUUUGUUUGUUUGUUUGUUUGUUUUUUAAAUUUUUUGAAAUAGGUUCUCACUAAAUUGACCAAACCAACCUUGAAUGUACUUUGCUGGCCUGGACUCAACUUUGUGGCCCAUUGGCUUUGCCUUGAAUUCAUAAUCCUCCUGCCUCAGUCUCCUGAGUAGUUGGGAUUACAAGCCUGGGCUUUAAGACUCAACAAGGAAUAAUGCUUUUGGGUUUUUUUCCUGAUGCCCAUACUGGCCUAUAUAACUAAGACUAGCCUUGAACUCCUAACCUUCUUGGUUGUAUAAAGCUUCCUGAGUGCUGGGAUUAAAGCACUACCAGGCCUUUCCAUCGGAGUAGUGUGUGCAUUCCUGCUUAUUUCCUGAUGCUGAAUGUUACUAUAAGGAGAUGAGAGUAGUGUAAUGAACUCCCAUGUAAAAAGGGUUUUAGUCAGGCAUGGUGGUGUGUGUAUGUCUGUACACCACUCUUGGGAGGCUGAGGCAAGACAGGACCAUGAAUUUCAAGCCUGCCUGAGCCACCUCCCAAGGCUAUGCCUUCCCCCACCUUAAAGAUUUAUUUAUGUUUCUGUGUGUUUGCCUGUGUGAAUUUAUGUACAUCCUAUGUGUGUAAGAGCCUGUGGAGGUUGGAAGAGGGUGUUGGAUUUUCUGGCAUUGGAGUUGCAGAUGAUUGUGGGUACUGGAAACCCUGUUUUUCCUCCCUCUUACAAUAGUUUUCUCAAGCUUCCUUUGUUGGUAUGUCUGGUCUAAGUUCCUGGCAGAAUUCGGUUCUCUGACAACUAUAAUCUAUCUUCUAGUACCUCUGUGGUGCCGUUUGGUUCCUCUCUUCCUCUUUUCCUUUUGUUGUACGCUAGCUCCACUCUGCACGUGUGUGUCAUGUAUUUUUGUACACACGCCUGUGUGUGCACGUGAGUGAAUCUGCAUGUGUAGGAGUAUGUAUGGAACCCAGGGGCCAAUGUUAGGCAUCUUCCUUCAAGUUCCUUGCCUGACUGUUUGAGGCAGUGUUCCCCCUGUACCUGGACCUUACCUAGCUGGCCAGCAAGCCCCGGGAAUGAAUCCUCUUGGCUCUUCUUUCCAGUGCUGACAUUACAAGCCCUGGCUCCCAUAGCUGUCUCUCACAUGGGCGCUGGGGACUGAGCUAUCUCCCCUCAGCCCUCGUUUAUGAUUUGUGUCUUUUUGGUUUUGUUUGUUUUAUACAUAGAAUUUAACUAUUGAGACUAGGCCUGCCUAGAAUUCCUGUCUCCCACCCUUAUCUCAGCCUCCCAAGUGCUGUCGUCUGGUGGGCCCACUGUUCUGGCCAUGGGCAGAACUAUUUUCCUUGAAUCUUGUGAUGCUAGUAUGCAUGGCUUUGCCUGUGUUUGCCUAAUGAUCUAUUGUUCCCCAAAAUAGAAGAACCGCCCCCUUCCUUCCCACCAGGUGGGUUGACUUGUUCCCCACUUCCCACAGGCGUACAGAGGGUGUUCAGCGAUGUUCUCUGGGUCUGGAGAAUGGGGGUGUGGCAGGGAUGUGACUCUGUCCUCUAUUCUGGGAUUCUUGUGAAUGAUUCCUGGAAUACUGCCAUGGUUCAGUCUACUGUUUUGGUAAAGUACCCCCCAUUUCCAUUGGAAGGAAUACUGAGUCUCCUGGGACUGGCAAGUUAUCCUUAGGUCAGUGAGUGAGUGUGUGUGUGUGUUGGAGUCCUUCUACUGGAGAGAGGCAGCUUUCCUUCCCAUCUCCCACAAAGAGUUUUCCCCAUAACCUUUCUAUUGGAAAAGACCAAGAAUUGGUGGCAGUUUAUCUCUCACUGGGCUUGGGGCCUUUGUGAGAAAUGGCCUAGUUUUGCUCAGCUCAUCAUUUGGGUUGUCUCAGUUGGGCCUGAGAGAGAGAGAGCAUUUUCUUUUUAGUCAUGGUCAAGGCAGUUGGGAAGUGUGUGUCAUUUAGCCAACACACUUGGAUUGUAGUGAGUCAGAGACUGUCAGGGAAGGUCAACUGGGGCAGCCAUCUUAGAACCAGUUCUAGCUAGCCCUCCUGAAAUGGAACUUCUGGCCCUUCAGGCAUCCUGUCCUCAAAGAUAAAGAUUAGGUGAGGUUGAAAUUCAGUUUGGUCACCUAGGAAGCAUUCCAUGUGACAAGGGAGGAGAAGGGUCUUAAGUACACAUCUCAGUAGCCUCAGAAAAACUUGCCUUGGCCAAGUUUGUCUUGGAUCCUGUUCGAGUAUGUCUGUCUGUAUGUCUGGUUUUUAUUUGUUUUUAUGGCAGUGCUCAAAGAAACCUGGGUAGAGAGUAGUAGCCUAGGCCAGUCCAAGUUCCUCCAAGUUCCUAUUCUAUUCUCCUUGGUGAUCAACUUCUUGACUGAGCCUCAAGGCAAGCUACCACCUAGUUACCACCACCUCAAAGAAGUGCUUUGCUUCUUUCUCUCCAUUAGGUCUGGAAGAAAAACAGAGCUCGAUAAAUACUGCAGAAAAGUGUGCCAACAUAGCUGGCAAAAUCACAUUUGUGGGUGCUUCUGAACCCAAUGAGGGGGUGACAGCCGGCAGGAUUCAGCUUAGCUUCUCAUGGGCAGGGGGCCAGUCACAGUGCUCCAGGAUUCCGAGAUGAACGUCAUAUUGUCCCCUGAGGCUUAGGUCUAGUGCUUAGAGAUAGACCUGAGGCUGUGGAAUACCUUACUUCUGACCCUGAGCCUAGUGGUCAGCGGGGGGCGGGACUCCAGCCGCUCUUUAAUGGGCAGGGCCUGGAUUGAGUAGCCACACACCGGAGCCUUGUCUCAGGCUCAGCUCUCUGGGAGGACGACAGUUGCCCCUGUACACCACUGAGGGAGGAACUCUGGUAUCCGUGGUCACCAUGAAGCGGCUGCACCCAGCCCUUCCAAGCUGCCUCCUGUUGGUGCUGUUUGGUAUAUGGAGAACUGCCCCCCAGACUCAUGCCUCGUCUGCUGGCCUGCCGCCCCUCAGUGCCACCUCCUUCCUGGAAGAUCUCAUGGACCGCUAUGGAAAGAAUGACAGCCUUACCCUGACACAGCUGAAGUCCCUGCUCGACCACCUGCAUGUGGGAGUGGGCCGGGAUAAUGUUUCCCAGCCCAAGGAAGGACCCAGGAACCUCUCCACGUGCUUUAGCUCUGGAGACCUCUUUGCGGCGCACAACUUGAGCGAGCGAUCUCAGAUCGGGGCGAGUGAGUUCCAGGAGUUCUGCCCCACCAUUCUCCAGCAGCUGGAUUCCCAGGCCUGCACCUCAGAAAACCAGAAGUCUGAGGAGAAUGAACAGACAGAGGAGGGGAAGCCAAGCGCCAUUGAAGUGUGGGGCUUUGGGUUCCUCAGUGUCUCACUGAUUAACCUGGCCUCUCUCCUGGGAGUCCUGGUCCUGCCGUGCACGGAGAAAGCGUUUUUCAGCCGUGUGCUCACUUACUUCAUCGCCCUGUCCAUUGGAACGCUGCUCUCUAACGCCCUUUUCCAGCUCAUCCCAGAGGUGCAGUAGAACAGGCGCGCGUUCACUUUUCCUGGGCUGACGCAGCCCAGUCCCCCUCGGGCUGACAUUCUCCCUCUGUGUUCUUAAGGCCCCCAACAAUUGCCACCCGAAAAAUGAAUUGACUCUUCAUAUCAGGGGUCUAAUAACUUCUCUCAUGUCUCUGUUCACUCAAGUUGGCCUCUGGCCUCUUCGGAUGAUAUCAGAUGCAAGGUUCUAAAACAUUUGUGCUCCCUUUUGGGGAAUCUCUUUUGACUCCAUUUCAGAGCCUUGAUUUAUAGGAGUCCAAAGCAAAGUUGCCGUUUGUGCAUUCUAUGUGCCAGGCAGGAGCUGACAAUUAAGGGAAAUCUUGGGGGUGCUCAUGUGUGGACUCCAGUUGAUCCUCAAUGAUGUGUGAGGCAGAGGGAGGGAGGUCACCAGGGGAACUGGCCUCAAUGGUGUGAUCCUGAUUUUAAUUAAGGCAGCUGUGGCAGCUCAUGCCUGCAGUUGCAGCACUUGAAAAUCUGAGGCAGGAGGAUCACAGCUUGGUCAACCUAAAAAAUAGGUUGUUCCCACCAAAAACAAAACAAAACAAAACAAAAAACCAAAAACAAAAAAAACCAAUCACAGUAUAAGAGAAGCUCAUUCGUUUGUGCCUUGCAUCCUGAUCUUUCCCGGAUAGGUCUGACUUCCUGGUCCACUCACCUAACUGUUUUUAAAUGUUCAAUAAUUCUGUUUUUUAAUCGCCAUCACUGAGGAGCUGCAAAAAUAAGAUCCAAGUUGAGAGUCUUCCCAGCUGUUCAGCUCAGGCACAUGUCACUGUUGGAGAAGUAACUUGUAGCUACCUAGUUGGCCACUUUGGUGCCGUGAGAUCUUUUAUAAAGGCUCACAUCAUUGGCUUUUUGGCCCUCCUCAACCAAGAGGUUAACUGAGGAAAGCUUCUCUCUGAGGUGUCACGCCUCACCCGCUCCCCCUUCAUCAUGAGGGAAGAACUGAAUUAAGGCUACCUCCCUUGUUUUUCCUGAGAGGCCUCACCUUGGGCUAUUUUUUCAGCUCCAGCCAUUGAAUUUACUAAUUUUUUUUUUAAGGAUUUGAAAUGAAGUGUUUUAUUGCCUGUUUGAUUGGGACUACUACCAUCGUCCCUGUUCCGCCCUUUGGGACACACAAGGGUCAACAACCUGGUACAGUUCUGUACUGUCUCCUCACAACCCAGAGUGUGUCACUUUGGAAAAUGCAUUUGAAAUUAAUUUUUAUAACGAGUUGGUCUUGGAACUCUGCUUUCUACCCCAGAUCUCUCAAAGCAAAUGGGAACACACAUAGCUGCUCAGAGACUGAAUCUGACAGGCAGCCUGCUCUGUGACCCUCCCGUCCUGUACGCAACUUUGUUGUUUCUUGCACAAACCGAAUGAUCCUUGGGUAGUGUCACACUCGCCACUGUGAUGUGGCUUAAAUAGGCACAAGUAGAGCCAACGACACACCAAACCUUCUCUUCCCACUCGCUCUGGUGUCCUGUUAAAAGACCUUGAGUCCUAAGUCUGCACCGGGCCCGAGCACGUGCUGAAUGCGUGCAUGCGAUGAGGCAGUAGCCUGCCCUGUUUGCCAGUCACACCAGCUGGCAGGUAUGACUCAGGGCACCUUGGGAGCAGGGGCAGUAGUCACAGGGUUCCGAGACCACCUCAAAUUCCUCCUCAUACCUCCUGCACUGAUUGAAGGAAAUUGCAUCAGACCCAAAUCACUAACAAAUCUCCUAUUUCUCUCUCUCUCUUUCUCUCUCUCUCUCUCUCCCUCCCUCUCUCUCUCUCUCUCUCCAUCUCUGGUCUUUCUUUUUGGGUUCCUUUGUUCAUACCCACAAUUCUCCUGUCCACCUCCUUCCCGUCCUGGUGGUUGCCUUGCUCCCUGUCCUGGGUGGGCUGGCAGUAUGGGGGUACGGUUUCCUCUGCGUUACCGUCAUCUCCCUCUGCUCCCUCAUGGGGGCCAGCGUGGUGCCCUUCAUGAAGAAGACUUUUUACAAGAGGCUCCUGCUCUACUUCAUAGCCUUGGCGAUUGGAACCCUCUACUCCAACGCCCUCUUCCAGCUCAUCCCAGAGGCUUUUGGCUUCAACCCUCAGGACAAUUACGUCUCCAAGUCUGCAGUGGUGUUUGGGGGUUUCUACCUUUUCUUUUUCACAGAAAAGAUCCUGAAGAUGCUCUUGAAGCAGAAAAACGAGCACCAUCACGGGCAUAACCAUUUUACCUCCGAGACACUUCCUUCCAAGAAGGACCAGGAGGAGGGUGUGACCGAGAAGCUACAGAACGGGGACCUGGAUCACAUGAUCCCUCAGCACUGCAACAGCGAGCUGGAUGGCAAGGCGCCUGGCACGGACGAGAAGGUCAUUGUCAACUCCAUGUCUGUGCAGGACCUGCAGGCAUCCCAGAGUGCUUGCUACUGGCUCAAGGGGGUCCGCUACUCUGAUAUCGGGACCUUGGCCUGGAUGAUCACCCUGAGCGAUGGGCUCCACAAUUUCAUCGAUGGCCUGGCUAUUGGUGCCUCCUUCACUGUGUCUGUCUUCCAAGGCAUCAGCACGUCAGUGGCCAUUCUCUGUGAGGAAUUCCCUCAUGAGCUGGGAGACUUCGUCAUCCUGCUCAAUGCUGGCAUGAGCAUCCAGCAGGCUCUCUUCUUCAACUUCCUCUCUGCCUGCUGCUGCUAUUUGGGUCUGGCCUUUGGCAUCCUGGCUGGCAGCCACUUCUCUGCAAACUGGAUUUUUGCACUGGCUGGAGGAAUGUUCUUGUAUAUUGCCCUAGCCGAUAUGUUCCCUGAGAUGAAUGAAGUCUGCCAGGAGGAUGAGAAGAACGACAGCUUUCUGGUCCCCUUUGUCAUCCAGAAUCUUGGCCUCCUAACCGGCUUCUCCAUUAUGCUGGUCCUCACAAUGUAUUCAGGGCAGAUUCAGAUCGGGUAGGACCCUGCCAUUGGGGAGCCAGUGGCAUUGGACAUCGGGCUCUGGGCCCCCAUCUGGUCCCCGGCCCGAGGACUCAGCAUCCACGAAGCAUCAUGGAAAAGGCAGCUCUUUAAAAACUGGCACAGACUUGUCUGCCUGCAUUCAGAUGUCAUCUGUUUCAAAUGCUCUGUCCUAGGAAGAAGCUGCCCUGGGAAUCUCUAGGUAGUGCCUCGAACCGUUGUCUCCCGACCCUUUCCACUGAUGAUUCUGGAGCUGAAACGCCACAUGUAGGACACGCCUCCCUUUUCCUUCUGGCCACCCUCCUCCCUUUCUCUUGGAAGAAGCACUGAGAGAUGUGGAAUCUUUUACAAUGUAAAAAUGAAGCCAGUGGUCAUGGUUUGGUUAGAAGUAUCAGUGUGGCUUCCAGCUUUGGGGCCUGUGAUUCUAAAUGUGUGUACCCAGGAUUUCAGGUCGGUCCAUUUUGGCAUGGGUUCUCAUGUUUUUACAGAGAAGAGGGCAGAAGACAAGACUCCUGUGUUUUUCAGUCUGUUAACUGUUCUCUGAAAAGGCUGACUUUCCGAUGAGUAUGGCAGGCAGAGGGGCAGGGGAUUGCCUGAGUGAGGAGGGGGUAGAACUAGUGAUGGAUGUCCUGUCUCCUUGGUGCUCGGUUUCCACCAGGAUGCUGCGUGCAGGUUGCUUGCAGCAUCUGGAGUCACAUAAUCAUCCAGGCGAGCCACUGUGGGCAUUCUCUGGCGUGGCAAGAGGUCUGCUAAAUCAGUUGUUUUUGCCCUGAUCCUCACGCCUUCCUAUUGCUUUCUUUUUCUAGUUAACUUUGUAGAUGCCUCACGGGGAGCACGGUCAGAGCACAUUUAAAGGUUUUUGCAUAGGAGGGAAACUGCACAAAUCAGUCUCCCCUGGUCAAGACCUCUGCCAGUAGAACCUGACUCAUAGAAUCAGGACACAGUUGUUUAUGCCUUUUUGUGACCAAGGUGAUUGGGAAUGGAGUCAUUGCAGGCCAGACUUAGGACUUGCUAAUUGCAGAAAUAAUAGUUGAAUACCAUGGGACUCUGGACCUUGAGGUCAAUUCUUGAGGUCAGGACUGCAGACGUCAUUGCUGCCAAUGGGUUUUAAAGGACACCAUCUAGCUACCACUUCCUCCCCGGUCCCAGACAACAAGAUUGAAUACUGAAUUGAAUCGAGUGUAAAUUGCUUUCAUUUGGUCCAGGAAAACAAAACAAAACAAAACCAGAUGCUUGACAUUUCACACCACAAGCCAGCCUCAGGCGCUGUGCAGCCCCCUCCUCAGAACUCUGGCUUCCAGGGGAGCUAAUCUCCAGGUUCACUAAGUGAAUUAAUUUAUUAUUAUCAUAUUGAUACAUGGAUUCCUUAGCCACUUUGGAGAGCCAGUCUCUCCCGAAGCCUUUCUUAGUGGUGCCCACAGUCACAGUCCAGGAGCCAUUGUUCGCAUGACUUACAGUACUGAAUCAUUGCCAAUCCCUGAGUCUUUCUGUUCUUACCACAGGAAAACUGUCCAUUAAAAGCAGUGUGCAUAUAUAUAUAUAUAUAUAUAUAUAUAUAUAUAUAUAUAUAUAUACAUAUAUAUAUAUGCACUCACAUGUAUUCAUAUAUAUAUAUAUAUAUAUAUAUAUAUAUAUAUAUACACACACACACACACACACACAUGUAUGUGUGUGUGUGUGUGUGUGUGUGUUCAUUCUUGUUCUUCUUGGGGAAACAUGCUUGAAACCAGGAAUCCUGAAAUCCUGAGAACACAACUGGGGAAACAGAAAUUUGCUCAGUUUCUCUCCCUGCUCUUGCCUCUUGCCUUUGAGACAAGGCAGCAGGAAGAGGAAAGUUCAGCAAUCAAGGUACUAGAUUGGAUGUCAGGACCAGGUCCUGGUAGGCUUAGGGUCCAGUUUUACCAAAGAACCAGUUCCUUCAAUGUUAGAAGCUAAGCUUUAUGUUACCGUCAUGGUUGUUGGUGUUUGAAGGCGAGUCUCAUCUCUCCUGUUCUAUUUCUCCUACAAAUGCUUUAGGAGGUAGCAGAAAUUGACACUCAAAGUGUAAGACUGAGCAGGCUGUGUGACUCGUACCUGUAAUCUCAGCCCCUAGGGAGGCAGAGUCAGCAGGCUCAAGUUUUAUACCAGCCUGGGCUUCAUAGUGAAUAGCAGGCCAGUCUGGGCUACAUAGCAAGCUCCUGUGUCAGCAAGACAAAAUGAAGAUAAAAAACCGUAAAAUUUAAGAUUGUAGGUCUGAGGGUGUGGCUCAGUGGUAGCACGUUUUUUGUCCAGUGUGUAUGUGACACCCUGAAUGUCAUUCCCAGCACCACCACAGCCCCCCCCCCAAAGGUUGAAAGAUUCCACUUUACCUAGCUCAUGCAUUAUAUUUUUAACUUUAGGAGUUCCCCUAGCUCCUGUCCUUUAAAUGCCCUUAUGCUGGAAUCGGAUGGUGGCUUGGUUUGUUUAAAAGAGCUUAAAAAGAGUCUUAAACAUGAGAUAGACUGUCUGCCAUGCACCCUUCCUGUGAACUCAAGAACUUUGAGGAAAUCCUGGGGCUUCUUCAGGGCGGAGGGCUGGCAUCAGUCAGACACAGGUGGGGCGUGGGAGCCAACUGAUAAUCCAUUGCUAUUGGCAACAGAUUCGCCCCAUGAGUUGAAAAUGUGGCCGUUGACCUUCUUUUGACUUUUAAAUGUUGAACUUGCUGUUUUAAGCAUCUGUACAUAUAAGAGGCUGAAGGGGCUACGGGCUGCUUAGCGGACACUUCUCCCCUGGCCUUACUGCCCAUAGCUUCUGUUCCCUGUUAACACUAGCAAGGAAAGUGCUUGUCACACAGAGGAGCCCUCAGCCAGGCCUUGGAUUCUGUCAUUGGAGGACCUCAUUUCUGACCUCACCUUCAGUCCUCCAUCCCCGCCCUCCAAUACUUAGGGUCACCAGGGGGAGCACUCUCCGGUACCCUUCACCUGGGUUUUAAAUGGCUUCUCUCUGUCUGGAUCACCUAGGAUCCAGUUUUAGUGAACCCUCUUCCAAAGAGAUACAGAUAAGCUGGAUGAUUUUUUGCAUAAAGAAAGAGGAUUUUACUCAUAGUUCCCUUUACAGUUCCAUCACAGUAUUUUUUUUAAAUAACUCAGGUGUUAUGAGAAUUAGAAAAUAAAAUAAUUUAUGUCAUGUGAACUGUAAAUGUUUUAUUUGUAAGAUUCUAUAAAUAAAGCUAUAUUCUGUAA
Molecule: messenger RNA, 9775 nt
Organism: Mus musculus (house mouse)
Lineage: Eukaryota; Metazoa; Chordata; Mammalia; Rodentia; Muridae
Gene: Slc39a14
Product: solute carrier family 39 (zinc transporter), member 14
Exons: 9
Coding region: 5608-6576 (322 amino acids)
Biological process (GO): bicarbonate transport; import across plasma membrane; metal ion transport
Cellular component (GO): apical plasma membrane; membrane; late endosome membrane
Molecular function (GO): zinc ion transmembrane transporter activity; metal ion transmembrane transporter activity; monoatomic cation:bicarbonate symporter activity
Source: RefSeq, a predicted model, not a curated record